AUAAAGGGCUCGGGAAAAGUGUGUACAUGUAGGAAAGAACGCAGCAAAGUUUUCUAUUUUGUUCAUUGUCCUUGUCCACGGAGUGCAACUUUUUUUUUUAUUUUUUAUUUUUUAUAAAACACUCUGCUUCGCUUGAGCCACAUUUUUCUUUUCCCUUUCAAUUAUUGGAAAAUAAAACGCACAUUAGGAUUUACAACGGCAUGUCAGCUACAUCGGUUCUUCGCAUUGGGUCUCGUUGCACUUCUCAAUCAGCCAGGAUCCAAGCUACUGCUCCUGCCGUUUCCCUCGGAGUCCCUAGAGCAUUCUCAGUUCUUGGUCCAAAACGCUUGGUUACCAAUGGUAUCCAGACUGGCAACUUCCUUAAAGGAUAUGGGCAAGCUGUAGGAUGUGCUCCUUCCGUGUUCAGUCAGCAGCGUAACUUCCAUGCCUCAGCUCCCACGUCGGCUAGUCAACAGGACCCUUAUGCCCUUCUUGGGGUCAAGAAGAACGCUACUCAGGCAGAGAUCAAGAAGGCAUAUUAUCAGCUCGCCAAACAAUAUCAUCCAGACACCAACAAAGAUCCAGCAGCACGUGAAAAAUUUGUACAGAUCCAAGAAGCAUACGAAAUCUUAUCAGACGAGCAGAAGAAGGCGCAAUACGAUGAGUUCGGCCAUGCCGGCUUCGGUGGUAAUUCAGCACAAGGAGCCGGCGGAUUCCCUGGUGGCUUCCCAGGCGGCUUCCCAGGCGCUGCAGGCUUUGGCAAUUUUGAAGAAGUGUUUGAUUUUUUCGGCGGAGGAUUUGGUGGGCCUCGUGGAGCUAGAUCAUCUGGAUUCACGAGUGUAGGUGAAGAUCUCGAGAUACCGUUGGUGGUUGAUUUCAUGGAGGCUGUUAAGGGAUCAUCAAAGAAGGUGAUGAUUGACCCGAUCAGGACAUGUGAACCCUGUCAUGGUUUUGGAACUAAGAGCGGCAAAGCGCCUGACACCUGUAAAGUUUGCCAAGGAACAGGUCAGCAAAAGAUUUCACUCCAAGGAUUCCAUAUGUCAGCACCAUGUCAGGCAUGUGGUGGUGUAGGUACUGUGCUGCAGAAGGGCAAGGAGUGCUUAACUUGUGGGGGCGUUGGUCGCGUCCGUGUUCAUGAGAAUGUGGAUGUUCAUAUUCCUGCAGGUGCUGAUGAGGGAGUUCGUAUUCGUUUGAGCGGAAAGGGCAAUGCACCUAUCCAUGGUGAAGGCAAAGCAGGAGACUUGUUUGUCCGUCUAAGGGUAAAGCCCUCGCCUUUCUUCAAGCGUCAAGGGGCUGAUGUAUAUACCGAGACGACCAUUCCUUUCACAACCGCCGCCUUGGGAGGAACAGUCAAAAUCUCUACAGUCGAUGGCGAUGUUGACCUCAAGAUCCCAUCUGGAACACAGCCUAACGACGUGAGCCGACUUGCCAAACGCGGUAUUCAAAGAUUGAACAGGAGCGACAAAGGAGACCAAUUUGUAACACUUAAAGUGGCGCUUCCAAAAACAUUGUCCAAAGCUCAGCGUGAGAUUUUAGAGAAGUUUGCGGAAAUAACCUACCCCAACAGCACAACAUCUUCGUCAUCUACAUCAAGCUCUUCUAGCUCAAGUAAGGAUGAAUCGUCAUCGGGAGGAUUCUUUAAGUCAACAUUUGAGAAGCUGAAGGAUGAAUUGCAUCAUAAGCUGCACCCUGAUGAUAUAAAGAAUAAUGACAAUGGUGAUAACAAAGAUGACAAGAAGAAGGACUAAGAAGAAAAAUCGGGGUCCGCAAGGGCUGGAUUGUGUUGGCUUUCAUUAGUUGUGGAUGUGCCCAAUAGGGGUUAAUAAAGAUGACCAUAGACUUUAGCAUAGCACUUCUUGACUUUCAGC
This is a messenger RNA of Lobosporangium transversale, 1847 nucleotides long. RefSeq lists its product as hypothetical. The coding region runs from base 201 to 1727 and encodes 508 amino acids. Gene Ontology annotation, biological process: protein refolding; response to heat. Gene Ontology annotation, cellular component: cytoplasm. The record is from RefSeq and is a predicted model, not a curated record. Gene Ontology annotation, molecular function: ATP binding; heat shock protein binding. The transcript has 7 exons. NCBI's taxonomy places the organism in Eukaryota, Fungi, Mortierellomycota, Mortierellomycetes, Mortierellales, Mortierellaceae.